Messenger RNA from Acanthosepion pharaonis, 1206 nucleotides. NCBI's taxonomy places the organism in Eukaryota, Metazoa, Mollusca, Cephalopoda, Sepiida, Sepiidae. The record is from the annotation of a GenBank genome assembly.
AUGGCCACAACACGAACUAAUUCGAUGCGUCUGAGACCAUUGAACCGAGAGAAUCCUGUUGGCAAGAUGAAUGCUGACGCUACCCAAGUGACACGAUCAGCUUUGCAUGAAAUUGGUAACAAAGUGUCAAAUAUUACUCUUGAUGUUAAGAAAAAAGACGACUUAACACAGAAAGUGUCUGUUCGACAGAAAGCUAUUGUGGCUGCUGCACAAAAAGCUGCCACAAUUGUUAAUCCUCUAGCCGACACGGUUGUAAAACAGGAAAAUAUAUCAAAAGCUGUUAAGAAUGUGGAGAAAUCUACAAAAGUGGUCCACAGUCCAAUGGAAGUGUGUGAAGUGCAAAAUGAACCUUGUGUACCUUGUAUUAAUAUGGCCAAUGUAUUUGAUAUUGAUGCUGAUGAUGAAGACAACCCCCAGCUGGUCUCUGAAUAUGUUAAUGACAUCUAUGCUUACCUGAGAGAACUUGAGAAAAGCUAUAAUGUAAAACACAAUUAUUUGCAUGGCCAGGAGAUUACUGGAAAGAUGAGAGCCAUCCUUAUUGACUGGCUAUGCCAAGUGCAUCACAGAUUCCGUCUCCUUCAAGAGACUCUAUAUAUGACAGUUUCUAUUAUAGACCGCUUUUUACAGAUUCGUCCUGUUAGCCGAAGCAAACUACAGCUAGUUGGUGUAACAUCCAUGUUGAUAGCCUCAAAAUAUGAAGAAAUGUAUGCACCAGAAGUUUCUGACUUUGUGUACAUUACAGACAAUGCAUACACUCGGACAGACAUUAGACAAAUGGAAACUCUGAUCCUGAAGACUUUGGAUUUCAGGCUUGGGAAACCAUUGUGUUUGCAUUUUUUGCGAAGGAAUUCAAAAGCGGGACAGGUUGAUGGCAACACACAUACUCUUGCUAAGUAUCUUAUGGAAUUGACUGUAAUUGAAUAUGACAUGGUUCAUUAUAAUCCCUCACUGAUUGCUGCAGCAGCUUUAUGCCUUUCUAUUAAGCUUCUCUCUAAUGGUGAUUGGACUGACACCCUAUCAUACUACAGCACAUACACUCUGGAAGAUCUCUCAGACACAAUGAAAAAGAUUGCCAAACUUGUUAUUAAAGCUGAAACAAGUAAACUCACUGCUGUUCGUACAAAAUACCAAAGUUCUAAAUUCUACAAGAUAAGCAGCAUACCUGACCUCAAAGGCGAACAAAUCAGAAGAUUUGCUGAAUGCUAA